UUUUUCAGAGUUUGGUGGUGGGGGAGGACGAGGAGUGAGUUAUCGGAGUGGGAUAAUUGCUGAAUUUUCGCCUUGUAGCUGUUUUUGAAUGAAAUAUCUUCCAGAUCAGCAAUCUUUACAGCUUCUUUAGAGGUGGUGCCGCUGUGACGCCUGCCGAUUCCCGGAGAUCCCCCUCACCACGGCGCCAUGCUGUUCGGCCGCGAGCGGCUGCUGUCGCCGACACAGCUGCAGAAUCUCGACCAGCACAAGUACAGCUGCCAGAGCGACAGUGUGCUCGACCCGUACAUGCAGCCGUGGUGGAACUGGCUGGUGGGCCGGUGUCCGCUGUGGCUGGCGCCCAACCUCAUCACGCUGGCCGGCCUGGCCGUCAACAUCGCCACCACGCUCAUCCUUGUCUACUAUAACCCGGACGCCAAGGGAUCGACCCCGCAGUGGGCCUGUCUGCUGGCCGGACUGGGUCUGUUCAUCUACCAGAGUCUGGACGCCAUCGAUGGCAAACAGGCGCGCCGCACGGGCUCCUCGUCCCCGCUCGGCGAGCUGUUUGACCACGGCUGCGACUCCGUGUCCGUAGUGUUUGUGGUGGUGGGCGUUGCCACCAUGACCAGUAUGGGAGAGUCGCCGAUGAUGAUGUUCGUCGUCUGCUUUACCGCCAUCGCGCUAUUCUACAUCGCCCACUGGCAGACUUUCGUCUCAGGUACGCUGAAGUUUGGCAAAAUUGACGUGACGGAGGAGCAGUUUUGCGUCAUCUCCCUGUACGUGAUCGGCGCUAUCUUCGGCUCCGACAUCUGGAAUAUGGAGAUCCGACUGUACGGGGGUCUGACGGUGCCGCUCAAGAUGGUCCCCUUCUCGGCGACGGUGGGCGCCGCCGCGCUGCACGUGCACCAGUACUUCGGGCGCAUCAUGCGCGGCGGUAUCGGCAAAAACGGCUCCACGGUGGCCGGCACGUCGGUGCUGUCUCCCAGCAUCCCGUUGGCGUUGGUCGUCGUGCCGGCGUUCGUCAUCUAUAGGAAGUCGCUGCAACACGUCUACGAGACGCACCCGGUGCUGUACGUCAUAGCGUUCGCCACCGUGGCCUCCAAGGUCACCUGUAAACUCGUGUUGGCACACAUGACGCGGUCGGAGCUCGAGUACUCGGACUCGUCCAUGAUCGGGCCGGCGAUGCUGUUCCUGAACCAGUACUUCAACACCUACUUCCAGGAGUACUACGUGCUCUGGGUCUGCUUGAUCUGGGGUCUGGUGGACUUCCUCGACUACUGGCGCAAGAUCUGCACAGAGAUCUGCGACCACAUGGGCAUCUACUGCUUCCGCAUCAAGCAGCAGUCUGCGGCGGCGGCGGCGGCGCCAGCGGCCGGCCCAGGUCGCUGGGACUCGGCCGCCAAGGUGCCUCUGCUGCGGUCCAGCCGCUCGCCCAGCCGCGACUCCACAGAGUCCCUCCGUGAGGUCGCCUGCGACGCCCCGCCCCGCAAGGACACGUGACCUGACCCGUGGGGACCGCACCGGAGCACGUGACGGGUCGCCCUGGCUGUGCGAGAGAACGUCUAUCCUCUCGGUGAGUUUGGAGAAAUCGAUCUGGAGCAAGAUCGCUGAUCGCAAGA
Messenger RNA from Amphibalanus amphitrite, 1595 nucleotides. Its product is annotated as cholinephosphotransferase 1-like. Gene Ontology annotation, molecular function: diacylglycerol cholinephosphotransferase activity; ethanolaminephosphotransferase activity. Lineage: Eukaryota; Metazoa; Arthropoda; Thecostraca; Balanomorpha; Balanidae. The transcript has 10 exons. The coding region runs from base 187 to 1476 and encodes 429 amino acids. Gene Ontology annotation, cellular component: endoplasmic reticulum membrane; Golgi apparatus. Gene Ontology annotation, biological process: phosphatidylethanolamine biosynthetic process. The record is from RefSeq and is a predicted model, not a curated record.